Lepisosteus oculatus (spotted gar) is the source of this 999-nucleotide messenger RNA. RefSeq names its product Cbp/p300-interacting transactivator, with Glu/Asp-rich carboxy-terminal domain, 4b (gene cited4b). Lineage: Eukaryota; Metazoa; Chordata; Actinopteri; Semionotiformes; Lepisosteidae. Gene Ontology annotation, cellular component: nucleus. Gene Ontology annotation, biological process: regulation of DNA-templated transcription. The record is from RefSeq and is a predicted model, not a curated record. Gene Ontology annotation, molecular function: transcription coactivator activity.
UAGAUGUAUAUAAUCCCGGGGUUGACCCAGAAAAUAGGCACUCGUUUCAAGAUCAGAUGCGCUUGCCUUUGUGUUCCAGACCCGUUAGAGUAUGAAGCUUAACCCUUUGGAAUAUAUGUUCUAAUCUUUCGGAUCUUCGCUGUGCGGAGUAAAAGAAAUCUAGCCAACAGCAGCAACAAAGUCACUGAACUUUGUAGAGAGAGCGUGAACUGUGAAUCACGAAGGAAGUCAUGGCCGACCAUCUCAUGAUGCCCAUGAAUCACGGCUCCGGUGGCGGCGGAGGUCUGCACGGCUUUCGGAUGGGCGUGAACGGCAGCCUGCAAGCCGGGCCCCAACAGCACACGCCGCCGCCGGGACUCCGCAACCUGCCCGGCGGCCAGAUGAUGCACUACGGCCCGGGGCCGCAGGCCAACAUGGAGGCCGUGAUGAGGCAGAGGCCGGGGAUGGUGGCGGGCAUGAAUGGGCAAAUGAACAACGGGCAGAUGGGUCACCAUCACCAGAUGGCGGGCAACAUGAUGUACAGCAGCCAGAGCCAGCAGCACCACCCCCAGCAACAGCAGCAGCACCACCCCAUGCACCCACAGCAGCAGGCUCCCCAGCAGCAGUACAUGGGAGGGGGCCUGACCUCCCAGCAGCUCAUGGCCAGCAUGCACCUGCAGAAACUCAACACUCAGUACCACGGACACCCCUUCAUGGUCAUGAACGGGAACCACAUGGGAAAUGGCCCCCAGUACCGGAUGGGCUCCGGUCAGCUGGCAGGCAUGCAGCACAUGGGCGGCCCCCCCCUGGGGCUUAACGUCGCCGACACGGACUUCAUCGACGAGGAGGUCCUGACGUCUCUCGUGUUGGAACUUGGCUUGGACCGUAUCCAGGAGUUGCCCGAACUCUUCCUGGGGCAGAAUGAGUUUGAUUUCAUCUCGGACUUCGUGAGCAAGCAGCAGCCCAGCACUGUGAGCUGCUGAAGUCCUGGCGAGAACAGUGGGGUUGGGGGGGGGUGUU